Colletotrichum orchidophilum is the source of this 480-nucleotide messenger RNA. Its product is annotated as glycosyl hydrolase family 61. Bases 1 to 480 code for a protein of 159 amino acids. The record is from RefSeq and is a predicted model, not a curated record. Lineage: Eukaryota; Fungi; Ascomycota; Sordariomycetes; Glomerellales; Glomerellaceae. The transcript is spliced from 2 exons.
AUGCUGAACUUUUACACCAACGGCCCUGCGGACAGGUUGUCAACGCGGAUCCAGUGCUACAAAGCAGACGCCAAGGACCACGGCACUGUUACGACACUGCUGGUGUCGGCGGGCCCGCAGAUUGGGUUCGUGGCCAACGGGGUUCUGGACAGCCCGGACCGGCGAGCUUCUACUACAUGGCAAAAGUGCCAGCGCAGAGCUGAUGAUGGAUACGUCACAGACAGCCAAGUCCUCUCCAUCAAGAUCCCGGCGUGUAUCUCGUCGGGGGAGUACCUCGCCCGCGUCGAGCACCUGGCGCUCCAUGGCGCGGCGGCGGAGGCGGAGACGCAGCUGUACCUCGCGUGCGCGCAGGUUUCCGUUUGGUGGAGUGGGAACACCAGUCCGUCGGGCCUCGUGUCGUUCCCAGGGGCAUACAAGUCGACGGAUCCGGGGAUCCUGUUCCAAGCAUACGUACUGGCCCACGCCGACGAGCUACAUUAA